Chaetomium strumarium is the source of this 1093-nucleotide messenger RNA. RefSeq lists its product as uncharacterized. The record is from RefSeq and is a predicted model, not a curated record. The transcript is spliced from 3 exons. Bases 16 to 675 code for a protein of 219 amino acids. Lineage: Eukaryota; Fungi; Ascomycota; Sordariomycetes; Sordariales; Chaetomiaceae.
CUCGUCACCUUCGUUAUGUUUUACGCUCCAUUAUCCGGCAGUCUGAUGAGUCCAUCCACAUUCCCCCAAUCCCACAUCGGGUUGUGGCCAGGUCAUGAACAGAGAGCCAUGCCGAAGCGGCCACCACUGUGUGGAUUAUCACUUCGAACAAGUGAAGCGGCGUCUAGUAGACUGCUAUUGGCGGCCGAGUCCGAUGCAAAGCUUGCAUACAGGAAGAAGCCCAGGCGCUUAUGGCGCCAGUUACAGCCAACGCGACUGUUGCCCACCACUUACGGCAUCGACGAAGACUUGAGGCGGGAAAGAGUAUCCGGUGAGUGGCCAUUUUGCGAGUUGUCUUCCCCUUUGCCCGACUCUUUCCGCGGCAUUUAUGUACCGCACCUUACGUAUGUAUGCUCACUACCUUACAAAAUCACCAUCAGCACAAUUGACUAUCUUCUUCAGCCCAGCGGAGCCGAAACCCCUUCAUGGCUCCGCCUGGAUAGCACGGAACCGCUAUUAACGGGGAGAAGAAUUGUUGCGAGGCUAUCGAAUAUCAAGACCGUUCAACGUCCCGCAACAGAGCCUCAAUGCCAGACUAUUCUUAGCGAGGCCAUGCAGAAGUACAACGACCCAUGGGACAGCAAAGCAACAGAUGAUGUUAUGAAGAGACAACGAGUCCACACCAUGAAGACGUGAGCGAGGCUCAUGGCGAACCGCAUGGGUUGGGGGUGCAAUCAUAAUUGGGCAUUCACCAAUAACGACUGAGGAAAAGCUGUUGACUGAUUUUCCCCCCAUCUCAAACAAUCUCGGCGACUUUUAACCUUUUUUUGUGUCGCAGUAGCUAGUCUUGGUUGACACUCCCUUCCAAGCGGACGGCACAGCCCCCCUGGAAAUAGCAAGUGGCCUGACAGGGCUACAGAAAACCGAACCGCGAACUGGCCAAAAUCUCAAGGCUAGAUCAACAUGGUCGAACAGAAAUUAUACGGCAAGAAAUCACAUACCGCGUGUUGAGGCACAAGCAUUACUACCUACCUACCAGUAGUAGCGAUUGGUUGGCGGGGGAUCAUGUGUUGUGCAUGUACGUGAGAUUUACCAAUACGUGUUUUCUGUAACA